Molecule: messenger RNA, 471 nt
Organism: Cooperia oncophora
Lineage: Eukaryota; Metazoa; Nematoda; Chromadorea; Rhabditida; Trichostrongylidae
Source: the annotation of a GenBank genome assembly
AUGGAGAUGGCAGUGAAGCGCAAGGAUUGUACUGCAUUAGUCGGCGAUGUACACUACCCAGGUACCAUAUACUUGAAGAACGCAUGGGCUCGAAUAAGCAAGGUCUACGGUACUGUUACUGUAGACGGGACGUCAGAACGUAGUUUGGGUACUCUCCGAAAAAUCACUGUUGAUGGAUGGCAACCUCGUGUGGUGAGAAUAGUGAACAAUCGCAAGCUACUGCACAUUGAUGAAAUCCUGGAAAUGAAGGUGGCUGGUCCAGAGCCACACUUUUGGUUUCAAAACAAUACAGGAUUUUGCCAUACACCCGAUAUAAGACAAAAAAUUGAAGCGAAGGCAAAAACAAAGCUAUCGUGGGACGACAAGUGCUUGACCUCCUGCCCUGGAGGCGUUGUCAGCGCUAACUAUCUGAACAGUAUUGGUAAACUUUGCCACAUUAUCGACGGCGAUUUAGUCAUUGAAGGGUUGAAA